Medicago truncatula (barrel medic) is the source of this 1112-nucleotide messenger RNA. RefSeq names its product protein pleiotropic regulatory locus 1. Gene Ontology annotation, biological process: mRNA splicing, via spliceosome. Gene Ontology annotation, cellular component: catalytic step 2 spliceosome; Prp19 complex; precatalytic spliceosome. Gene Ontology annotation, molecular function: protein binding. NCBI's taxonomy places the organism in Eukaryota, Viridiplantae, Streptophyta, Magnoliopsida, Fabales, Fabaceae. The transcript has 7 exons. The coding region runs from base 371 to 874 and encodes 167 amino acids. The record is from RefSeq and is a predicted model, not a curated record.
AAUUAUUUAUUAGUGCUGGCAGCAAUUGUGAAUUGGAUUAAUAAUAACAUUGUGCUUUCUCUACAGGCCUUGCUAUUAGCAACAAACAUACUUACAUGUUUUCUGCUGGUGAUGAUAAGCAAGUUAAAUGUUGGGAUCUUAAACAAAAUGAGGUAAAAUCCUCAUGAUUUUCAGGUGAAUAUUUCAGCAAUCACUGAACUUAUCAGAUAUAUCGAGCCACUAAUGAACGUUAUAUUAUUUUAUUUAGGUUAUUAGUUCUUAUCAUGGUCAUCUUAGUAGUGUUUAUUGCUUGGCUCUUCAUCCCACAUUUGACAUUUUAGUGACUGGAGGACACAAUUCUGUUUGCCGGGUCUGGGACAUACGUAGUGAAAUGCCGGUUCAAACUCUUUCAGGUCAUGAUAACGCUAUCAGCUCUUUGUUUAUCCGGCCAACGGACUCUCACGUUGUCACCAGUUCUCAUGAUUCUACAAUUAAGAUGUGGGACCUUAGAUAUGGUAAAACAAUGUUAGCUCUUAAAAACCAUAAACAGUCGGUUCGGGCAAUGGUUCCACAUCCUACGGAGUCUCAACAGAAAACUACUGUCGAUGCAAUGGCUGUCAAUGAUAAGGGUGUUAUGGUUACCGGAGGUGACAAUGGCAGUAUGUGGUUCUGGGAUUGGAAGAGUGGUCAUAAUUUCCAGCAAUAUUCUCAAACAAUUGUACAACCUGGUUCAAUGGACAAUGAGGCUGCUAUUUAUGCUUUAACGUAUGAUGUCACGGGUACGAGGCUUAUAUCAUGUGAAGCUGACAAGACCAUAAAAAUGUGGAAAGAAGAUGACACUGCCACUCCAGAAACACAUCCACUUAACUUCAUACCUCCUAAUAACAUUCGUUGAUUCGAGUUACGCGAUCGUCAUUUAUUCUGACAAGUAAUACACAUUUUGAUUAGAUGUAUUGUUACUUGGAGGUGUUGAUAGACAAUGACAAAUGGCUAGACUCACACAAGUGUGGACAAGUGGAGAAUCUCGGUUUUGAACUCUGGCCUCAUGCAUAUUGUCUUUGCAGCUACCAAUGAGUUGUAUCUACAAGAUGUGCAAUUUUUUAUUCACACUUCUCUUCAUAACAAACUCAUCC